Messenger RNA from Nematolebias whitei (Rio pearlfish), 686 nucleotides. It is a transcript of the gene rwdd3, whose product is annotated as RWD domain containing 3. Gene Ontology annotation, biological process: positive regulation of protein sumoylation; positive regulation of hypoxia-inducible factor-1alpha signaling pathway. NCBI's taxonomy places the organism in Eukaryota, Metazoa, Chordata, Actinopteri, Cyprinodontiformes, Rivulidae. Gene Ontology annotation, molecular function: protein binding. The record is from RefSeq and is a predicted model, not a curated record.
CCGGACGCGAAAUAUUAGCAUAAACAUUUAUUUUGGUAGCAUGUCGCAUUUUUACGACGGAGCUUUAGGAGCCGUCCUACAUUUUAUCAGUUACUAAGAAGAAAGGAUCAGUAUGAGUGCUUUAUGAUGAUUUAUGAAUGAUGUCAGAGGCUGCUUUUGAAGAAGUCUCCGUUUUAUCAUCCAUUUACUGCGGCGAGGGAGAGUUCCGGGUCGUUCAACAAUCUGCUCAAGAUGGGAUGUUGGUGCAGAUAAACCGCUGCAGUGAAGGAGACAGCAGUCAGAAUGUGAGCGUGGUGUUCCAGCUGCACCCCAGCUAUCCUUCCUGCCCCCCCGACAUCUCUGUUUCUUCCACUGGCCUCUCUCGGACUCAGUGUCACACCAUCAGACAGAGACUUCUGGAUCGAGCAGCAACCCUAACCCCAGAACCGAUGAUUCACCAGCUGGUAGAGGACUUACAGCAGCAAUGUGUGGAACUGACGAAGGACGCCAGAGGAGGUGAAGCGAAGAUGGCAGACAGUGAAACAGUGGAGGAGUGGACUGAAGUUUUGUUGCUAGACCACAUUCGAUCCCGAAACCGUUACGUUGGACUUCUGGAGCACUGGAGCCAGCAGCUGCAGCUGGGUGGCAGGCUCUUACUGGGACAGAAUAUACUCAUAAUUUUGCAAGGAAGAAGACGUAACAUCAAG